Molecule: messenger RNA, 3456 nt
Organism: Leptinotarsa decemlineata (Colorado potato beetle)
Lineage: Eukaryota; Metazoa; Arthropoda; Insecta; Coleoptera; Chrysomelidae
Gene: Ube4A
Product: Ubiquitination factor E4A
Biological process (GO): ERAD pathway; protein polyubiquitination; ubiquitin-dependent protein catabolic process
Cellular component (GO): ubiquitin ligase complex; cytoplasm; nucleus
Molecular function (GO): ubiquitin-ubiquitin ligase activity
Source: RefSeq, a predicted model, not a curated record
AAUUAUCAAUUCAAAAACCCAAAAAAAGGGUAAAAUCCUGACAAAAAAAUUUUGUAGUUGUAGUUGAACGAUAGGCAAAAAGAAUUAAGUUCCUCUCAUUUUUAAGAUGUCUUCAUCAAAUCCUUUCAGUGCUUUGCUGGAAGAUGAUGAUAGGAAACGUAGACCUCCUUUGAGCAACAUACUAGAAAGCAUAUUCGAAUUUACGUUGGACCCGAACAAAACCCAGUUUUUGUACUUGAAGGAGGUGCACAAAGACUAUAACAAAACUGAACUGGAUGUAACUUUGUUGGAGUAUGCCCUUUUCGAAAGAUUGCUUAUGUUUAAUGAUGGUUCGCACCAGGAUGGUAGCAAAGAAGACACGUAUGCCGGAAGCAAAACCAUCAUAAAUUAUCUGUACCACUGUUAUGUGAAACUUAACGAAAAGAAAUUUGAUUUAGGAGCAUUAGAAUUAAGUCAAAUUAGAGAUAAGAUUAUACAGAAUUUUGCGACGUCAAUCAUGCAGCCGAACUUGUACACGGGGCAAGAUGUGGAAGGCGAACUGUUUAACAUUAUAAGAUUUGAACUGCCGAAUGCAGUUGAAUUUUUCCUAAGGGCCAGCAAAAAAGUUAUCGAGGAUGAUGCCACUGGUUUAUGCUUGAAAACUUUUAUCAAGCGAAUGAAUUCUAAACACCUACACCUGAUCCUUCAAAAUGACGUGGUGCUCUUUGAUAUGUCCAUAUUCAGUUUUUUGGAGGUGAUGUUCAGUCACCAAAUUCUGGGAGAUAUUUACGUCGAUAUCUGCCUGCCUACAAAUUCCGGACCAGGUAGUAACUUUGCUAAAACAACCAUCGGGGCCAUUUUGAAUAUGUCCAUUCUGGACAAGUCCCGUCCUGGCAAGUUGGAUUAUUUUUACAAUUCCAUUGAUGAGGUGGCCGUCAAAAACCUUCAAGAUAACCUGUGGGGAUUUUUAGACAGAAACAAUCAACGCCUGGCCCAAGUCUUCCAUAUCGCGCUCAAGUGCAGCCCGGUGGUUAGGGAAAAACUCUUGGUUUGGAUAGCGAAUUGCCUGGGCAAGAAUGCCGGACGAGGGAAAAUUUCUCAUGUUGAAAUGUUCCAGGUUGAUGACCAUUUGGACUGUGUCAAUGAUGGUUAUAUGGUGAAUUUGGCAAACGUUCUCCUGAGGUUGAGCAAACCAUUCUGCGUAGAUAAAAAGAUUCUGAAGGUCGAUCCUACGUACUGCGCCGUUACUAAUGAUGACCGCCUGAAAAAGGGUGUCAGGUUGCCAGACCUGUCGAAGGAGACAUGUUUUUUGCCAGUCGACUCGACAGAAGGUGUGGAAGAAGUAAGACCGACAGCAGAGGACUACAAUUUUAUUAGCGAGUGUUUCUACAUGACACAUCGGGCAAUAGAUUUGGGUGUAAGAGUGGCAAUAGAUAAGUUCUUCAGAAAACAUAAGGAGAUGGUAUUAUAUGAAAAUUUAUUCGCUAAUGGUGUCCUGGAACGCCGAAUGACCGAACGCACAGAAUUACUGAAGUUGAUAAUACAGGAGUGUUUGUCGCUGAAAUGCGUUCUUACUGAGCCGGUUCUGGUAGAGAAUAUGUUUGAUUUCACGUCGGCAACAUGUUUGUGGUUAUGCCAAAUAGCUGUACAUAACGAUUUCAAAGAUUCCAAGAAAUAUGCUCCCAUAACAGAAAUGCCAAUCAACUUUCCACUUCCAGAUGAGGCUCCGGAUACAUUGAAAUGUGUUCCAGAAUUCAUCAUAGAAAAUAUAGUUUCGUAUCUGGUUUUCAUAACUCGCAUCGCACCACGCUCGUUCGAUCUGCAACCCUAUGAAAAGAUGACUCCUAUUCUAAGCUUCGUCUUGAUCUAUAUGGGCUCCAAACGGUACAUGAAAAAUCCCCACAUCAGAGCCAGACUGGCUGAAUGUAUGGAAUGCCUCUUACCGCAAGACAAUUCAAUGAAUUUGCAUACUCAAAAAAUGUUUAGAGAACAUCCUCAUCGGCUGCAGAUUGUGCGCAGUCUAAUGGACGUUUAUGUUGCUAUAGAAACAACGGAGUUCGAACAAAAAUUCAAUUAUCGUAGGCCGAUCUACUCUGCUUUCAAAUGCAUUUGGGAGUAUGAGGAAUUGAGGGAAUGUUUCCGAUUGGAAGGAAAAGAGGCUGAAAAGAACAUCGAGGCUACAAACCAACCUCUGUUUCUUAAAUUCAUUAAUUUGGUCAUCAACGACGCUAUUUAUUUACUGGACGAUGCCUUGAUGAACUUAGCUAAAUUGAAGGAAAUGCAACAAGCAAGGGAUAAUCGCACCAGGUCGAAUGAUGAAGAAACAGAGCAAAAUGACAGAGAACUAGAACAGAACGACCGUUAUAUGGAGCAUUUGUCGAAUCUCAUCAAAUUCGACAAUUUGAUGGGCAGAGACACGAUCCUGACGUUAGAAAAGUUGACUUCGGACAUGUCUUCCAUUUUCACGCAUUCAACUAUGGUGGAUAGGAUAGCGGCCAUGUUGAAUUACUUCCUUCUUAAGUUGGUAGGGCCUCAGCAGAAAGACUACAAGGUGAAGAACCCCGCAUCAUACGAAUUCCACCCGGCUCGAAUCGUCCAGCAGAUUUGCUCGAUCUACGUCAACCUCAAAGACGACGAAUCGUUCUGCGCGGCGAUAUCGCGCGACGGCCGCUCGUACAGCGCCGAGCUGUUCGUGCUGGCGCAGAACGUACUCGCGAAGACGACGGGUGGGGGCGCGCUGAUCGCCGCGCUCGAAGAAGUCGCUUCGAAGGCUGCCGCGAAGGCGGAACAGUUGAAGGCGGACGACGCUGCAUUGGCGAACGCACCCGAGCGUUUCUUUGAUCCAAUCAUGUCGACGCUGAUGAACGAUCCGGUCGUGUUGCCGAGUUCGAGGCAGACGGUGGAUAGGAGCACGAUCGCGAGGCAUCUUCUAAGCGACCAAACGGACCCUUUCAACAGGUCUCCCCUUUCUUUGGAUCAAGUAGAACCUAACGUUGAGUUGGCUGAAGAAAUUAAAAAAUGGAAAAAAGAAAACAAUGUCAGUUGAUUCUUCAGGAGUCGAUAAUGUAAAUAGUGUUUAAAGAUGUGAUGUGUAUAAUCAUUCCAAGUACAAAAUGUUUAUGAAUUUAGUGUGAUUGUUUUUGAACAUGGUAUUUAAUUUUUUUUUUUCUCCCAGUGUUAUUUCAAUUUUAUGAAUGCUUUUAAAGCACUUUUUACAAAUAUUCGAGUUAUUUAUUAUGGAUAAAACAGAUUGAACUGUAUUAAUAUUUCUUCACAAUAAACCAUAUUUAUCAUGAAAUUAAUAUAAUUGAGUUUAUUGCUUCGUGAUAUAUUAUUUUGUUGAUAGGAUUAUGCACAGGAAAUCAAAUAGUAGUAAUUCGCUUUACCUUCUAGCAUACUAUUGAUAUACACAAAUUUUUACUUUGUUAAAUGUGCCCUUAUCGUGGUGAUUGUUAUAAAUAAAAAUAUAUGAACAAA